UUCUUCUUCCACCUAGCUGUCAAAACGGGCCUGUAACUUGACCUGAUAUCUUUACGGCCCUUGAACCUAUCAAAAUUCCACAAUAAUACGUGAAUUUUCCGAAUUGACUUUUAAUUACUUUUAAAUGGUUGAUUAUAAAUAACUGAAUAAUACAUGCAACAUUAGGGUUACCAAGUAAUUAUCUUUAUGAGCUUUCUAGACUCCAUGACGGUUUUAUGUGUUUGCAGAAAGUGAAGUAGUAAAAAAUGUUAGUUUUUAAACUAUUGAAACAUCCUUUAGCGCGCGGGAUGGUUACGUAUUCCGUCUUAUGGCCCACAGCUAAUUUAGUGCAGCAAAGUUUGGAUGGACGAAGAUAUGAUACUGUCAGACUUACUUCAACUUUGCUUCAAUUUAGUAUGGAUCCAAGUUUCAGCCGAUAUGCAUGUUGGUGCCCGGUGACCCACGGGGUUUUCCGCUGUUUCCAGUUUGUGGUCCGGUGGUUUUUAUAGAGCAGUGACUCCCACAUUCUCCAGACGGUGCCGGAGGAUGAGGAAUACAAACGCGUGCUCUAAUUUUGUCUUUGCGGUGGCGUUAAUCGAAUCAGGACAGGUGCAGUAUGAUCCGACUACAGCGCGAUGGCGAGUAACCCGGAAACACCCAGAAUGGGUACAUAAAACACGGGUAUGUGAUGAGUAGCUUGACGACAUUCGGUAGUACAAGCAACAGGCACAAUAAUCAUCGAAACCACACCAUAUCCUAUUCCUUCUUCACAAGUCCUUAGACUCCUCCCACUCAUUCAUAAGUCUGCGCACUGGCAACUCGAAAUACAGUAUAAAAGGAAGUUGUGGAAGAGUCUCAAGUGCCACUUUCUUUACAAGUGAUGCCUUCGGCCAUUGCGGAUGUGUAAUCGUUUAGUCAGUCAGAUGUACCAGUCCGUGUUGUUGGACAACUUCCCACGACAAGUGCAGUGCCAUCGGUGGUUCCGGUUGCCAUUCCACGUGCCUUCCGUCCUCCCAGAUUGCCGGUCCGUGUUGUUCGACAACUUCCGACAACAAGUGCAGUGCCAUCGGUGGAUUCAGUGGUCGGUCAGCGCGAGUCAACAAAGAAUGCCAGUCCGUGUUGUUGAACAGCUCAAGGUAACGGAUGCAGUGUCAGCGCUGGUCUCGAAUGCCGGUGAUAAUAAUCAUCAUCGGUCAACAUUACCUGGUGUUCCUGCACCAUUCCGUCCGUUAGGCCAGCAACAUGGACAGCAACCGUCAACUAGUACUGCUGCGCCAUCAGUGGUACCGGUUGCUGAUGCUCUACCGCAUGAAUCAGGUAUGAAGAUCGGUAGACAACAGGCAUUGACGGGAUCUGCAGUACCAUCGAUUGCAUCGCUUGCCGAAGAUCAUGCUCCGAAGAAUCUGCGUGGUAUGAUGACCGCUGUUGUAAGACAACAUUUACCCACCAGUGCUUCUGCAUCGGUGAUAGCGGCUGCAAUAAUGAUGAUCACCGACGAUGAACACCAGGCUGCAGCAGGAGCAAAUCAAGCAGUCCUUUCAAUUACUUCUACAGAGUAUUAUGGAAGCUGCUGCCUUCGUUGUCGGAUGCUGUUGAUGAAAAUAGAUGCACACAGCGCACAGAUAAUGGUGAUUUAA
Messenger RNA from Anopheles merus, 1616 nucleotides. RefSeq lists its product as uncharacterized. The transcript is spliced from 2 exons. Bases 879 to 1616 code for a protein of 245 amino acids. Lineage: Eukaryota; Metazoa; Arthropoda; Insecta; Diptera; Culicidae. The record is from RefSeq and is a predicted model, not a curated record.